AUGGAGCGUGAGCGCGAUCGCGAACGAGGUAGUCGCGAUGGCGAUCGAGGGUACGACGACUACGGGUAUGAACGCAGCCACCGCGAUAGCGAGCGAGUUCGAUCGAAAGACCGAGACCGCGAGCGCGAUUGGGACGAACGCAGCACCACAAGUAGCACCAGUAGCACCCGCGAUCGAGAUCGUGAGAGACGUCGCGACAAGGACAGCAGUCGAGAUCGUGAUCGGGACUGGGACGAACGCAGCACUGCAAGUAGCACCAGCACCAGCCGCGAUCGAGACCGUGAGAGACGCCGCGAUAAAGACAGCAGUCGCGAUCGAGACAGAGACCGCGACCGUGAUAGAGAUCGCCAUCGCACCCGGGAUCGUCGCGAUCGAGACUACGACUAUGAUCGGGAUCGGGACUACGAUAGGCGAGACUAUUCGUCACGCUACAGCAGCUCAUCAUUCUCUCGUCCGGCGACGUAUGACCCACGACUUGCACAACGGACGCAGCUGCGAAGCCGACGAGGCGAUGGUGAUGAAGACGAUGAUCGCUAUGAAGACGUCAUGCGCAGAAAGCAACUGCAGGACGAGUUAGGCCUCUCAGACGAAGAAGAGCUCCCUCCCGACGCUGCAAACGGUGGAGGUUCGUCGCGCAGCAACAACUCGGCGGCUGGCGAUAAUGAGUCUAGAGCUCGCAUCCGGGACCUUCAGCGCGAACUCAAAGAAGCCCGCGAUGCAGAGCAAAAAGCGCAGGAAUCCCUCAGUAAGCUGCAGCUGCUUAGCAAGUCUCAGACUGCCAUCCUCAAGACUUCCAUGAGCAAGAAACUCCAGCAGAAGGAGGCGUUGGUGGAAGACAUGACCAACGUGAUCAAGGAGCUUGAACGCAAGCUCACCGAAGCUGGGGUGACGUUCGAUGCGUACACUGUUCCUGAAUCGGCUCGAGUAUCGUCCGGACGACUGAAUGCUGCUGGUACACCAUCAGAAAACGACGGUGAAGCUGAAAUCAACGCUAUGAAGACCGAGAUGGAGCGCUUAAUUGAGGAGAACAGUGCGCUCAAGAAAGAGAAGGCUGCUGGGGUGAAAACGAACGGCACCGAGUCGAAGCCAGCUCCACCCUUGGACUCCUCUUCGGAUAAUAUCGUCAGCAAGGCUGCUCUUGAAAGUAUGGAGGCGGAGAAGCGCCAGCUGGUGCGCCAGUUGAAGGAGAUGCAGCUGCAGUUGACCGCAAUAAAGUCCGCGGCGCCACCACCGCCUGCUCCAGCACAGACACCAACAUCUGCGUCGGAGAGCGCCCCAACCUCUGCGUCUACCAGCUCGGAGGAGAUCCAGGCGUUGAAGAGCAAGCUUUCUGCUUCUGAGUCCUUGCACCAGAACGCCCACAAAACGAUCCAGAAGCUUGAGAAGGAGAUCGCUACUGCAGCAGCGGCAGCUUCUCAGGCAGCUUCAGCAUCCGAAGCGGGCAGCGGACCUGCACAAGGACCUUGCAAGCUUGAAACAGAGCUUCAGUCUCAAGUAAGCGAUCUGGAGGCGCGCCUUGCCGAGCUUCUAGCUCAACUGGAGCAACAGCAGCGCGAUAGCCAGGCGAAGGCAACUGCAGCUGAUGAGCGCUAUGCGAAGCUCAAGGCGACUGCCGAGGGCGAGCUCAACAAGAUCAAGGAGCAGGCGAAGAAGGCCAUCUUGGAACUCAAACGGAAGCUGGAGGUUGCAUCCAAGGGUCAACAACGCAAGACGGCAGCUAUUACUGGCAUGAGCUCGCAAUUGCGCGCCCAACGUGCUGACAUUGUAGCCUUGAAAUCACAAGUGACAGCGCAGCAGCAGCAGGUUCCCAUCUUGGCGAAGCAGCUCACGGAUAAAAUCGUGCAACGCGUGCAGAAGCAAGCGGAUGCCAUGGCCGGUGUUGUUGACAAUUACAAGCGGGAGAUGAAGGAGCGCAAGCGCUUGUUCAACCUCGUCCAGGAGCUUAAGGGCAACAUUCGUGUGCUUUGCCGCGUGCGCCCGAUAUCCAAGUCGGAAGUUGCUCAAGGCAGCAAGAUGAUCUGCAAAUUCACGCCCGAAGAGAUCACACUAACCGGCGAGAAGGGCAAGGUGAAGACUUGGGAGUUUGACCACGUCUUCGACAUGGGCUCAACACAAGACCAACUCUUCUCAGAAGUGAAGCCGCUGGUCACCAGCAUUCUCGAUGGCUAUAGCGUGUGCAUCUUCGCCUACGGCCAGACUGGGUCAGGCAAGACGUUCACCAUGUCGGGGCCUCCAGAAAAUCCGGGCAUCAACACGCGUUCGCUGCAGGAGCUCUUCGAGCGGAAGUCCGACCGUAUCAAAGAGUACCAGGACGAAAUCACUGUCAGCAUCAUGGAAAUCUACAACGAGCAGAUCCGAGACCUGUUGGCUCAAGACGCUGCAAACACGAACCUGCAGGUUCGCCAGGGCCCCACAGGCAACUUUGUCCCAGGUCUUACAGUGGUCCCAGUGCAAACACUCGACGAAGUCUUCGAGCUCAUCAAGCGCGGCAAUAAGAACCGCAGCACGCACUCCACGGACAUGAACGAGCACAGUAGUCGAAGCCACUCGAUCCUCUCGAUCCAACUCAAGAGCCUCAACAUUGUCACUAAUGUCGUCGCAAGCGGCAAGCUGUUCCUUGUCGAUCUUGCUGGUUCCGAGCGACUCUCGAAGACAGGGGCUGAAGGCCAACGGCUCAAGGAGGCACAGAACAUCAACAAGUCGCUGUCGGCACUCGGGGACGUCAUUGCAGCGCGUGCGAGUAAGCAGAAGCACGUGCCAUACAGAAACUCGUCUCUUACGUACCUUCUCCAAGAUGCGCUGGGUGGUGACUCGAAGACACUCAUGGUGGCCUGCGCUAGUCCGGUGGACUACAACAGCGAAGAAACCUUCUGCACGCUCAACUUCGCUGCCAGAACCCGAAGUGUUGAGAUGGGCAAGGCCACCAAAAACGUCGCUCAAGCUACAUAA
This is a messenger RNA of Phytophthora sojae, 2949 nucleotides long. RefSeq lists its product as hypothetical. Gene Ontology annotation, biological process: microtubule-based movement. Gene Ontology annotation, molecular function: microtubule binding; ATP binding; microtubule motor activity. Bases 1 to 2949 code for a protein of 982 amino acids. The transcript has 4 exons. Lineage: Eukaryota; Oomycota; Peronosporomycetes; Peronosporales; Peronosporaceae. The record is from RefSeq and is a predicted model, not a curated record.